Schizosaccharomyces cryophilus OY26 is the source of this 2065-nucleotide messenger RNA. RefSeq names its product phosphoacetylglucosamine mutase. Gene Ontology annotation, molecular function: phosphoacetylglucosamine mutase activity. The transcript has 6 exons. Bases 249 to 1871 code for a protein of 540 amino acids. Gene Ontology annotation, biological process: carbohydrate metabolic process; UDP-N-acetylglucosamine biosynthetic process. NCBI's taxonomy places the organism in Eukaryota, Fungi, Ascomycota, Schizosaccharomycetes, Schizosaccharomycetales, Schizosaccharomycetaceae. The record is from RefSeq and is a predicted model, not a curated record.
CCUUUGUCUCCAUACAAGUUCUUUUGCUGGAUACGAGUGUUUCUCCUUAUAAAGAAAAGAAACCAAAUAGAGUUUAAUUUCCUUAUUCCUUUGCAAAAAUUGUGAAACUCAUACUUCGUUCUUAAACACCUCACAAGUUGAACCUUGAUUCGUAGUGCUUGCGAUCGCUCCUAGAAAACAUCUGCCAAGGCUAGCGUUUUUGGCUUGAUAUUGCAUUAAAUUUUUUAAAUUAGAUACUUUAAGUAGCAAUGUCUGUUAUAGACGACGAUAUAUUUCAUGAGACUGUUGCGAAGCUAGUACGUGAAUCUGAUAAAUUUCCGAAAACAUGUCCGACUCCGAUGCGCUAUAACAUUGGUGGAUAUCGUGCAAGCGCUGAGUUUCUCUCGAGUGCUGCAUUUCGAAUAGGAAUCAUUGCAACCCUUUUGUCUACAAAAUUACAUUCGCAACCGGUUGGAGUCAUGAUAACUGCUUCUCAUACCGUACCUGCGGAAAACGUAUUGAAAAUCGUAAACGUUUUAAGCAGUUAUGAUACGCAAAAAUGGGAAGGGUAUUUAGAUCAAGUCGUGAAUGCCGAUUCUGCUGAUGAACUUACCGUCUGCCUUUCCUCUGUUCUCAAAAAGUCUCAAAUACCCGCCCAGAUUAAUGCCCAGAUAUUUGUGGCUUACGAUACUAGACCAUUUUCGAGGCAUUUAGCCGAACCUGUCAUGGCUGCUGCUGAAAUAUUGCAAGCACGGUGCAUUGACUAUCAUGUUCUUAGUACUCCACAAUUGCACUACAUUGUAAAAUCUGCUCCUGUCUACAAUACCGCAGAUAGUAUUGGUGCACCUACUGAGGAAGGCUAUUUCCAUAGGCUUUCUGAAGCUUUUCAUUCAUUGAUGGCCUCCAAGCAAGUUCGCCCUUCGAUAGUCGUUGAUGCUGCGAAUGGAGUCGGUGCAAUAAAACUGAAAAAGCUAAUGAAAGAAAUUAAUCCAAACUUCUUACAUGUAGAAGUUGUAAACGAUCAUAUCAAUUGCCCUGAGGAGCUAAAUAACUCGUGUGGUAUCGAUUAUGUCCUUAAUCAACAAAGACCUCCCCUCAACGUUUCGAUGCAGAAAGACGUAAAAUAUGUUUCGUUUGACGCCGAUGCUGAUCGACUCUUGUAUUACUACAGCGACUCUCAUAGCUUUCAUAUCCUUGAUGGAGAUAAAAUUGCAUCACUAUUUGCUCUUUAUCUCUUGGAUUUGAUUCGAGCAGCCGGUUUGCAAUUGCAGCUUGGACUUGUACAAACGGCUUACGCAAAUGGAGCUAGUACGUCUUACAUUCAGAAAACGCUCAAGAUUCCCGUAACUUGUGUUUCUCCAGGACUAAAAAAUUUGCAGUGGGCCGCACAAGCUUAUGAUAUCGGUAUAUAUUUCGAAGCCAACGGCCAUGGAUCAAUCGUGUUUUCUCCUUCCGCUCUGUCUAUUAUAAAUACUCACGAAGUCUUAUCUCCCGCUCAAUUUAAUGCGAUUAAAGCCCUAAAAUCUGUAAUUCAGCUUGUGAACCCUGCUUGCGGUGACGCCUUGGCAAAUAUGCUAUUGGUUGAAGUUGUCCUGGCAUACAAAAAUUGCUUUUUAAGAGAAUGGAAUCAUAUUUUCGUUGAAAUACCCAGUCGCUUGAUUAAAUGCGAAGUUCCUGACCGUUCUAUCUACACAACAGCGGACGCAGAACGCAAGUUGAUAACGCCCGAAGGGCUGCAGCAAAAAAUCGACGCAUUGGUUGCUAAGUAUACAAACGGAAGGGCUUUUGUAAGACCUUCUGAUACAGAAGAUGCUACACGUGUGUAUGCUGAAGCUAGCACCAGAAGUGAAUCAGAGGAUUUGGCUCUCCGGAUUGUUGAACUUCUUCAAUAGCUUCAGGUAAAUUUAAAGGGAAGAAUGUCUUAUCAUUUAUGUUUUAUGAUUAAUGGAUAUGUGAAAAUGCAAAAAAAUUUCUUAAUUACUGAACACAGAAUCGAACGAGAUUGCGUUUUGUAAUGAUAUUUCUAAUAAAUUCUUAAUAUAUUAGUUAGGAUACGGCUAGUAUAAUGUUUCGAUGAGUACCGAAA